UCACAUUACCUCAUUAUUCUAGCUUAAAUAUGGAAUCAGUCCUUUUGAUGGUUUUACUUGUUGUAAUUAUAUUAAUACGAUUAAUUCUGUGGUCCUGUCUUAGUGCUUAUAUAGAUUAUAAACUGUCCCAAAGGUUUCCUGACGCAAAGAAAGAGGACUAAGAGACUUCAAAAGGCUUGUUCAGAUGUGAAUUGACAAUGGGGAGAGCUGGGUA
Molecule: messenger RNA, 214 nt
Organism: Lonchura striata (white-rumped munia)
Lineage: Eukaryota; Metazoa; Chordata; Aves; Passeriformes; Estrildidae
Source: RefSeq, a predicted model, not a curated record